Molecule: messenger RNA, 3204 nt
Organism: Fusarium poae
Lineage: Eukaryota; Fungi; Ascomycota; Sordariomycetes; Hypocreales; Nectriaceae
Exons: 5
Coding region: 1-3204 (1067 amino acids)
Cellular component (GO): cytosol
Molecular function (GO): heme binding; iron ion binding; aromatase activity
Source: RefSeq, a predicted model, not a curated record
AUGGCGAUCAAAGACAGUGGAAAGAAGCGCGGCCAGAUUCCAGGCCCCAAAGGCCUUCCUGUACUGGGUAACCUCUUCGAUCUCGACCUUGACGACUCUCUCACAUCAUUAAUAAACAUGGGCCAAAAAUACGCCCCCAUCUUCUCUUUAGAAAUCGCUGGCCACAGAGAGAUUAUGCUAUGCAGUCGUGAUCUCGUCGAUGAAGUAUGCGACGAAACAAGAUUCCACAAACUCGUAACAGGCGGUGUUGAUAAGCUCCGUCCUUUGGCCGGAGAUGGUCUUUUCACAGCACAGCAUGGGAACCACGAAUGGGGAAUUGCACAUCGAAUUCUUAUGCCGCUUUUUGGACCUCUCAAGAUUCGAGCAAUGUUUGAUGACAUGCAAGAUGUUUCAGAACAACUUUGUCUCAAGUGGGCUCGUCUAGGACCCUCAGCAACCAUCGACGUAGCCAGCGACUUCACCCGCCUCACGCUAGACACCAUCGCCCUAUGCACAAUGGGUUACCGCUUCAACAGCUUCUACAGUAACGAGAAGAUGCACCCAUUCGUCGACAGCAUGGUCGCCGCCCUCAUCGAUGCCGACAAGCAAUCCAUGUUUCCUGAUUUCAUUGGUGCUUGUAGAGUAAAGGCACUUGCUGCAUUCCGCAAGCACGCCGCUAUUAUGAAGGACACAUGCAAUGAGCUCAUACAGGCACGACGAAAGAAUCCCAUCCAGGGAACCGACCUACUAACUGCCAUGAUGGAAGGCAAAGACCCAAAAACAGGGGAGGGCAUGAGCGACAGUUUGAUCACUCAGAAUCUCAUCACUUUCCUAAUUGCAGGACAUGAGACCACUUCGGGGCUUUUGUCAUUUGCAUUUUACUAUCUUCUAGAGAAUCCUCGCACUCUUGAGAAGGCAAGGGCGGAAGUCGACGAGGUGGUUGGGGACCAGAGCUUGAACGUUGAUCAUCUUGCAAAGAUGCCAUACGUUAACAUGAUCCUCAGAGAGACUCUCCGUUUGAUGCCUACUGCCCCCGGUUUCUAUGUAACGCCGGCGAAAGAUGAGAUCAUUGGUGGUCAAUAUUCUGUCGCUGCGAAUGAGCCUUUGCUCUGCUUCCUCCAUCUCGUUCAUCGUGACCCUAAAGUCUGGGGUUCUGAUGCAGAGGAGUUCAGGCCUGAGCGUAUGGCGGAUGAGUUGUUUGAGGCUUUGCCUAAGAAUGCUUGGAAACCCUUCGGUAACGGAAUGCGAGGUUGUAUUGGUCGUGAGUUUGCCUGGCAAGAAGCCAAGUUGAUAACUGUCAUGAUUCUACAAAACUUUGACCUUUCGAAGGCUGAUCCCAGCUACAAGCUCAAGAUCAAGCAGUCGCUUACCAUCAAGCCUGACGGUUUCAACAUGCAUGCCAAACUCCGCAAUGACCGAAAGGUUUCCGGUUUAUUCAAGACUCCCAGCCUAUCGAGCCAGCAGCCCAGCUUGUCCAGCCGUCAAAGCAUCAACCCAAUCAACGCCAAGGACUUGAAGCCCAUCUCCAUCUUCUAUGGAUCCAACACAGGAACCUGCGAAGCGCUGGCGCAAAAACUCUCUGCUGAUUGCGUCGCUUCUGGAUUCAUGCCUUCCAAACCUUUGCCUCUGGACAUGGCCACGAACAACCUUUCAAAAGACGGACCAAACAUCUUGCUCGCUGCUUCGUACGACGGAAGACCUUCUGACAACGCCCAAGAGUUUACGAAGUGGGCUGAGUCGCUAAAGCCUGGACAAUUGGAGGGUAUCCAAUUUGCAGUUUUUGGGUGUGGUCAUAAGGAUUGGGUUUCCACGUACUUCAAGAUACCCAAGAUUUUGGACAAAUGUUUGGCAGAUGCAGGCGCAGACCGACUUGUCGACAUCGGUCUUACAGACGCAAGCACUGGCCGUUUGUACUCCGACUUUGACGACUGGGAGAACCAGAAGCUCUUUGCCGAACUCUCCAAGCGCCAAGGCGUCGCACCGGUCGAUGAAUCUAAUCUCGAACUGAACGUUACCGUCAUCAAGCCUCAAAACAAUGAUAUGGGCGGUAACUUCCGGCGUGCCGAGGUUAUCGAGAACACACUCCUCACAUAUCCUGGGGUCUCUAGAAAGCACAGUCUGUUGCUGAAACUGCCCAAGGAUAUGGAGUACACGCCCGGUGACCAUGUUCUGGUUCUUCCCAAGAACCCGCCUCCGUUGGUAGAACAGGCCAUGUCGUGCUUUGGGGUACAUAGCGACACUGCGUUGAUAAUUUCCUCCAAGAGACCGACGUUCUUGCCGACUGAUACCCCAAUACUUACUUCUAGUCUUCUCAGUUCCCUUGUCGAGUUGUCUCAGACUGCUAGUCGAACAGGUCUUAAGCGACUAGCUGACUUUGCUGGCGAUGAUAACAUAAAGGCAUGUGUUGAGCGUCUUGCAGGUGAUGACUAUACCAGUGGAGUUGAGGAGCAGCGCUUGUCCAUUCUUGACAUCCUACGAAAGUACCCGUCUAUCAACAUGCCGUUGUCGACUUUCUUGUCCAUGCUGCCUCAGAUGCGUCCCCGAACCUAUUCCUUCGCCUCGGCACCAGAGUGGAAGCAAGGACACGGAAUGCUUUUGUUCUCUGUUGUCGAAGCUGAAGAGGGUCCAGUUGCUCGGCCGGGCGGUCUUGCCACAAACUACAUGGCUCAAUUGAGACAUGGGGAUUAUGUACUGGUGGAACCACGACCUUGCAGGCCCGAGUUGCGCACAACGAUGAUGAUUCCUGAACCCAAGGUUCCCAUCAUCAUGAUCGCUGUCGGUGCUGGGUUGGCCCCAUUCCUUGGUUACUUGCAGAAGCGUUUCUUGCAGGCACAGAAUUUCCAGCGAACCAAUCUUCCAUGUUGUACUCUGAUCUUUGGUUGCAGAGGUGCAAAGAUGGAUGAUAUUUGCCGCGAUCAACUCGACAAGUACUCUCGAGCGGGUGUUGUCACUGUCCACCGAGCCUACAGUAGAGAUCCGGACGCUGAAUGCCAGUACGUGCAGGGCGUGGUGAAAAAGCACAGUGAGACCUUGGCAAAACAGUGGGCUCAAGGUGCUAUCGUCAUGGUAUGUAGUGGAAAGAAGGUGUCUGAUGAUGUGAUGGAUGUUCUGAGUCCUAUUCUGUUUACUGAAGAGAAGAGGUUGGGAAUGACAACUGUAGAUGGCGUUGAUGUCUGGAGGCAGAAUGUACCCAAGGAGCGUAUGAUCUUGGAGGUGUUUGGGUAG